Austrofundulus limnaeus is the source of this 2287-nucleotide messenger RNA. RefSeq names its product phosphatidylinositol-4-phosphate 5-kinase-like 1 (gene pip5kl1). Gene Ontology annotation, biological process: phosphatidylinositol phosphate biosynthetic process. Gene Ontology annotation, molecular function: 1-phosphatidylinositol-4-phosphate 5-kinase activity. Gene Ontology annotation, cellular component: plasma membrane. The record is from RefSeq and is a predicted model, not a curated record. Lineage: Eukaryota; Metazoa; Chordata; Actinopteri; Cyprinodontiformes; Rivulidae.
GUGUACUGCAGUAUUCACACUGUGUGUACUGCAGUAUUUACACUGUGUGUACUGCAGUAUUCACACUGUGUGUACUGCAGUAUUCACACUGUGUGUACUGCAGUAUUUACACUGUGUGUACUGCAGUACUUCCUGUGUUUUCUGACUGAGUCCAGUCUGGAUCUGCAGUCCGGGUCAGGCUCUGGGUGUGUCCACAGGCUGGUCCAGGACCUGCUCCCACUCAUCAACCCGUCAGUCUGCAGACACGUGACCCAGAUCCUCCACAGCUGAGUCCUUCAGCCACAGACCGCCACGGACCCUCUGAGACCACAGACCCCUACAGACCCUCUGAGACCACGGACCCUCUGAGACCACAGACCCUCUGAGACCACAGACCCCCACAGACCCUCUGAGGACCAGCUGGAUUGUGUCGGCUCUUUGUUUGUUUGUUUGUUUGUGUUUUUCAGAGGUAAACAGUGAAGUCAGGCUGCUCUGGUCCCCAUUGUGCUGGUCUCCAUGGUAACGGCCCAGCCUCCACCGCUGGUUUUGUUCCCGCCUCUGGCCUCUCUUUGAUUUCUUUCAACGGCUCGUCUCCAUUCAGCCGUCAGAACCGGCUGACCCGUCGGUGCUUCAGAACCGGGUCGGUCGGCUCGUCGCUGUUGUCUGUGGAUGGAGGCGUCGGCCACCGGAGCCCCCGGGAUGUCGGCUCAGCGCCGCCCCCGCUCCGCGAAGACUCGGAGGUGGGGGGGCCUGAGGCAGCAGUGGAAACUUCUGGGUCUGUUUGAGAUCGAUCAGAACCACGAGUUCUACGGGCUGACCUGCAUGAUGAAGGAGGGGCUGGCUGCAGCCAUCCAGAACACAGCCAGCUGCCCCCCCAUGUCCUUCACCAUGGAGACCUUUGCGGGGCCGGUCUUCUCCAGCCUGCGAGAGUCUUUGGGUCUGACAGAAGCUGAAUAUCAGGCGUCUCUCUGCUCAGAGAGCUGCUACCUGCAGUUCAUCAGUAACUCCAAGAGUAAAGCUGACUUCUUCCUGACAAACGACAAACGUUUCUUCCUGAAGACUCAGAACAGAAGAGAGAUCAAAUUCCUUCUGAGCAACCUGAAGAUCUACWUGGAGCACCUGAAGAAGUUCCCUCACUCUCUGCUCGUCAAGUUUUUAGGAGUUCACAGGAUCCAGAUCCCUCGCAGUCAGAAGAAAUACUUCAUCGUGAUGCAGAGCGUCUUCUACCCAGACGAUCGAAUACAGGCCAGGUACGACAUCAAAGGCUGUGAGGUGAGCCGCUGGACAGAACCAGAACCAGAGGGGAGCCAGAUCAUCGUGGUUCUCAAAGACCUGAACUUUGAGGGACAGUUCAUCAGUUUGGAGCGCCAGCGCCCGUGGCUCAUCCAACAGGUGGAGAUCGACACCAGCUUCCUGCAGAGGCUCAACGUGUUGGACUACAGCCUCCUGCUGGCCCACCAGCCGCUGCACCACGACGAGCGGCAUCAGAACCUGUCCUUCGCUUCGCUCAUCGUCAGAACCAAGAAGUCUGUGAACCCAGGAUCCAGUCCCAUCCACGCCGGCGUUCCUGGAGCGGUUCUGGAGGACGACGCUGCGCCGCCGCCAGAACCAGGAAGUGACUUCAAGUUGCGGCACGCUCCAGAUUCGACAGGCAGCUUCACGCACACAGACCCAGACCAGGCCGAGCUGCCGGACCUGAAGGCCCAGAACCGGCGCCUGCUGCCCAACCUGAAGAACCCGUUCCACGUGAUCGACGGGCCGGAGCAGCGCUACUUCAUCGGCAUCAUCGACAUCUUCACAGUUUACAGUCUGAGGAAGCGUCUGGAGCAUCUGUGGAAGAGUCUGAGACACCCGGGCCGCUCCUUCUCCACCGUCAGUCCACAGACCUACAGCCUCAGACUCUGUCAGUGGGUCCAGAACCACACCAAGUAAAACAAGUCCUGAUCAGGCCCAGGAGCUUCAAGCAAAACAAAAACAAAGGUUCCACUCCUCACAGCAUGAAUAAUGUGAUCAUCUGCUGGUUCUGUCGUGUUUUUAUUCAACAAAAACUGACCCAGAAUCUCAAAACUGGGUCCAGUCUCACUGGUUCUACAGGACCUGGGAGGUCCAGGAUCAGCUGCUGGUCCCCGUCAGGCAGAAAGACGUCAGCAAUGACCUCAGAGAGGCAGCUGCCCAUCAAUAUGAGAGGGGUCAAAGGUCAUUCAGAGUCCAUCACUCUGCAGAGAGAAAGCUGCUGCUUCACCCUGAAGGUCAGACCGUGCAGUGAGCUUAAAGGUCAAAGGUCAGACUCUACAGGUCUCUGGUGGAU